CCGGCGUGCUUUGCGCUUGCCGCAUCCGGCGCGGGAGUCUUGCUUUCCAAGGGCUCUGCAGAGCCCCUGAGGCCCUUGUCACACACCUGCCUGGCAGAUGGAGAGUUGAUGCUGUGAAACUCCCAGGUGGUCUGACUCUGGAACCUACACUCAGUCACGAUGCAGCAUUACUUCAGUUAACCACGGUGUGGCCCCAGGGGCUGUCCGGUCUGUAACCUGACAGAAUCACCAGCUGACUUCGCUUAUUCUUGGCCAAGUUAUCUGUAGAGACAAUACUCAUGGCUGGUCCUUUGUGGAAGGCUACAGCCUUUAUACAGAGACACAGGACAGGACUGUUGGUGGGGUCCUGUGCGGGCCUUUUUGGGGUUCAAAUCUCAUUUCACCUCUUCUCGGAUCCCAUAGUCCAAUGGCUCUACCAGUACUGGCCUCAGGGCCAGCCGGCUCCUCUUGCCCCUCAGCUGCAGAGCCUCUUCCAGGAGGUGCUACAGGACAUGGGUGUCCCCUCAGGUCAUCACUACAAGCCUUUCACCGCCUUUACUUUUCAGCCUGUGAGUGCUGGCUUCCCAAGAUUUCCUACUGGGGCCAUGGUGGGAAUCCCCGCCAUCUUCCUGGGUGGCCCUGUCACCACCAUUGACCAUACUGUGGUCAUACAUGGGCAAAGAGUGAAUUGGCAAAGCCCAGCAGGUGCCAGGCUGAGAGACGCCCUGACCCUGUCUCAUAAUGCUCAGAAGUUUGCCUUAGCCAAAGAGGUGGUAUACCUGGAGAGCAAUGUGGCUACCCUACAAACCCUGCCAGCCCCAGCUUGCCUAGCAGGAACCUGGGUACUAAGUGUGGGUAUCAAGCAUGCCCUGGGGCUCCAUAGAGGCCCUGUGAGCUUUCGAGCUGCCUUCAACUUGGUGGCAGUAGUGGCAGGCUAUGUGGUCUACACCUUUUGCAAGGACUCGCUCACUGUUGCCCUGGAAGGCUGGCUAGACCGCCGCACAGCCUCUCUGUCUGCAGCCUAUGCCCAGGGUGGAGUGGAAUUCUAUGAGAAGAUCCUGUCAGGCAACCUAGCCCUCCGAAGCCUUUUAGGCCCACAAGGGGAGAAGCUGUACACGCCAAGUGGGAACAUUGUCCCCGGACACUGGUUCCGCAUCAAACACUUACCCUACACUACCCGCCGGGACUCUCUACUGCAGAUGUGGAGGGUGACACUCAGCCCAGGGCGCUCCUGAGACGCCAGUCAACAGGGCCCUCCUGGCUCACACAGGCACUGCCCUGUGAUGAAUUCUGGGGGAGUCUUUCGAUAUGGCUGCAUCCACAGCCCAGGGUCAGAACAGUGACCAUCUUUGGAGUUAAACAGCUCAAUUCUGACCCCAUCGUGGAUGAAUUUGGUGGCUAUGGGUGAGUCCCUAAAUGAGUCUGAGUCCUCGUUCGCCUCAACGAUGAAGUGGGAAGGAUUGAUUGUCGGGUCGAAUGAGAUUGUGAGCUGGAGGGCCUGGUAGAGAGCAACAUAAAUAAACAGGGUGUUCAUCUUU
Messenger RNA from Onychomys torridus (southern grasshopper mouse), 1517 nucleotides. It is a transcript of the gene Tmem177, whose product is annotated as transmembrane protein 177. The transcript is spliced from 2 exons. NCBI's taxonomy places the organism in Eukaryota, Metazoa, Chordata, Mammalia, Rodentia, Cricetidae. Bases 279 to 1214 code for a protein of 311 amino acids. The record is from RefSeq and is a predicted model, not a curated record.